UACAAUCAGCCAAUCAAAGCGACAUCCGCUCCUCCGAAAGCUAAGCUAACAACAUAGCACACUACUUGUACGGGUGUAUAUCAGUUAAACUGAAUACUCCACCUCUUUACAUGUAAACACGCGACAGGUUUACAAUUUGCAAAGAUUCUGGAACUGAGUUCACACAACUAACGUGACAUAUUUGAACCGAACGGCGCGUAGGAGAAGGUUGGUGGUGUAGUUAAGUCGUCUUUGUGGUGGUGGCGUGAAGCUCGCAGAAGGCCUCACACCGGAAGCAGAAAGAAGAGAAAAACAUUUAAGAUAACGUCUUGAAUCCUCAAAAGUGGUCAAAAUGCGAGGUUCUUAUGGAGACCGAGACAGAGACAGAGACAGAAGAGACCGAGGUCGCGACAGGGGAAGCCCUCGGUAUGGAUCCAGCAGAGGCGGCCCUCCACCACUGAAAAGGUUUGGAAAUCCUGGGGACCGUUUACGAAAGAAAAGGUGGGACCUGAAUGCACUUCCAAAAUUUGAGAAGAACUUUUACACCGAGCACCCAGAAGUGCAACGAAUGACUCAGUAUGACAUCGAGGACUACAGGAGCAAGAAAGAAAUAACCGUCCGAGGUUCAGGCUGCCCGAAGCCCAUCGUCAGCUUUCAUCAGGCACAGUUUCCCCAAUACGUGACGGAUGUGCUGACGCAGCAGAAUUUUAAGGCACCAACAGCCAUUCAGGCUCAAGGAUUCCCACUCGCGCUCAGCGGGAGAGACAUGGUGGGCAUUGCUCAGACCGGCUCAGGAAAGACUCUGUCGUAUCUCCUGCCUGCCAUUGUGCACAUCAACCACCAGUCCUACUUGGAGCGUGGAGAUGGACCCAUUUGCUUGAUCCUUGCCCCCACGAGGGAACUGGCGCAGCAGGUCCAGCAGGUGGCGCAUGACUAUGGGAAAUCAUCUCGCAUCAAAAGCACUUGUGUGUAUGGGGGCGCUCCCAAAGGACCCCAGAUUCGAGACCUGGAGAGAGGGGUUGAAAUCUGCAUCGCCACUCCGGGCCGUCUGAUUGACUUCCUUGAGGCGGGAAAGACCAACCUGGAGCGCUGCACAUACUUGGUUCUGGAUGAGGCUGACCGCAUGCUGGACAUGGGAUUUGAACCGCAGAUUCGCAAAAUUGUGGACCAGAUUAGGCCGGAUAGACAGACGCUGAUGUGGAGCGCCACCUGGCCCAAAGAGGUGCGCCAGCUGGCUGAAGACUUCCUUAAAGACUACGUGCAGAUUAACGUGGGAGCCCUUGAGCUCAGUGCCAACCACAACAUCCUCCAGAUAGUGGACGUGUGCAUGGAUAGCGACAAGGACCGCAAGCUGAUCCAACUGAUGGAGGAGAUCAUGGCUGAAAAAGAGAACAAGACCAUCAUCUUUGUGGAGACCAAGAAGCGAUGCGAUGACCUCACACGUAGGAUGAGACGCGAUGGGUGGCCGGCCAUGUGCAUUCACGGAGACAAAAGCCAACCGGAGAGGGACUGGGUGUUGUCAGAGUUCCGUAGUGGCAAAGCCCCCAUCCUCAUCGCUACCGACGUGGCUUCCCGUGGUUUGGACGUGGAGGACGUCAAGUUUGUCAUCAACUAUGACUAUCCCAACUCCUCGGAGGACUACAUCCAUCGGAUCGGCCGCACGGCCCGCAGCACCAACAAAGGCACGGCGUACACCUUCUUCACGCCGGGGAACAUCCGCCAGGCCCGCGACCUGCUCCGGGUUCUGGAGGAGGCCAGACAGGCCGUCAACCCCAAACUGCUGCAGCUGGUGGACAAUGGUCGUGGAGGAGGCGGCGCUCGCCAACGUUUCCGAGGCAGCUCCGCCUCCAACAACCCCAACUUGAUGUACCAAGACGAGUGCGAGCGGCGAAUGAGCGGCACCAAGGACGGCCGUGCGAGCAGUGGCGGCGGCAGCAGCAGCUACGGCCGCGACAGUCGAGGCGGAAGCAGCCGAGACGGGGACCGCCUGGCCUCCUCCUCCUCAUCCUCUUCCUCCUCUUACAGGGAUCGCAGCAGCAGGGACGGAGGACGCAGCUACAGCUCCGCCUCCAGCCAGAACAGUGCUAACAGUGCCGGCAGCAACCAGUACAGCGCCAUGCCGGUGGGGACGGUCACGGCCCCCCCGCCUCUAAUGGCCCAGCAGUUCAACCCAACCCAGCCUGUGAUGGGCCUGAUGGCUAACUCCACCUACCAGUUUGCUCCGCCUCCAGCGCCGCUGCCUCCGGGAAGAAAGUAACUUACACUUCAUCCACACUUGGACCUGCCCGUCGAUUACAAACACACAAAGUGCAAAGCAUCACUUUCUUCUAUCAGCUGUUUCUAGGUGGGCCUGCUCUUUGGAAAAGUGAGUACCGUCAUUUCCUGCUCACUUUAUUGUACAAACGCCCUGACACAUGAAACAUUUACACAGGCCUCACAAGCAUACAGCAGCUGAGCGCUCUCGCUACCCUCAUCCUGCGCUCUAAAGUCCUCUUCUUCAGAGCUAAAAACAUAUUCUCAGCCUCCUUUUCACUUUCACUUUUGCUACAGCACAACGAACACUAUUGUCACUUCAUGUCCAAACCAGCGUUUUAGUCUAAAUGUUUGUGUAGUGUAGUGCUUCUUCCCUCGGCUGCUUUGUCAAAGAGAAGAGACUUUUAGGACCCUUCCACAUUCUUGGGGCAUGCUGGAGACAACAAUACACCCUCAGCCCUACCUUCUCCAAGUAGGAGGCAAAGAUUGCUGUGAUGUUGGAAGAUUACUACUUUAUAUUGUAUUUGUCUUUUGCCCACAAGGUUACUCUCCAAAUGGGUUUAUUUUAUUUGUAUCGAUGUUAUAAAAAUUGCCUUUUCCACGUUUAAUCAAAGUAUCACAAUCAGUGUGUUUGGCUCAUCUUCCUCCCUCGCCCAGGAUUGGACGUUUCACCCCAACCUUCUCGCAUUUCCCAAAGCAGAUAUAAACAUCUUAAAGACUUCUUUUUCUCUCUUCUUCUUCCUCUUCUUCUUUAUUUCUGUAGCAGCGUUAACUAUCUCUUUGGUCAUCAGAUCUUAUUUGACAUCUCAAAUAAAUGCAUGAAGUCAUUA
This is a messenger RNA of Nerophis ophidion (straightnose pipefish), 3062 nucleotides long. Its product is annotated as probable ATP-dependent RNA helicase DDX17. The record is from RefSeq and is a predicted model, not a curated record. The coding region runs from base 332 to 2236 and encodes 634 amino acids. Gene Ontology annotation, biological process: alternative mRNA splicing, via spliceosome. NCBI's taxonomy places the organism in Eukaryota, Metazoa, Chordata, Actinopteri, Syngnathiformes, Syngnathidae. Gene Ontology annotation, cellular component: cytoplasm; ribonucleoprotein complex; nucleus. Gene Ontology annotation, molecular function: RNA binding; ATP binding; RNA helicase activity. The transcript has 13 exons.